This is a messenger RNA of Fonsecaea erecta, 1512 nucleotides long. RefSeq lists its product as hypothetical. The record is from RefSeq and is a predicted model, not a curated record. Gene Ontology annotation, molecular function: 1-alkyl-2-acetylglycerophosphocholine esterase activity. The transcript is spliced from 6 exons. NCBI's taxonomy places the organism in Eukaryota, Fungi, Ascomycota, Eurotiomycetes, Chaetothyriales, Herpotrichiellaceae. Bases 1 to 1512 code for a protein of 503 amino acids.
AUGGGGUCGAUGGUGUGGGAAAGGCUCUGGUUCCGCCUCAAGCCCGUCGUGUGGCCACGCUGGACCUGGAGAUACAUUCUUUGCUGCUGUACCGCCACCUACGUCGUCUACUGCACUCUCUUCUCGGCCCCGGUCUUGUCGUCGAGGUUGCCGGCAUACACCGGCCCAUACUCUGUGGGCGCAAUUGACGUCGAGGUCCCCGUCGAGACGCGAUCCAUCCACAAUGCAACAUUCAAGGACGGUGGCCAUCCAGCUUUCCAGUUGGAAACCGUCCUGUUCACUCUCUACUAUCCCUCUGAAAGGGGCGCCAUCUCGUCCAAGCCACAACAUUUCUGGGUCCCGAAGCCGCUGAGAGUGACCGGCAAGGGAUACGCUCGGUUCGCCCACAUCAGCAACUUUGUCACGAAUGCGAUAUUUACGCUGGGCCUAUGGACGUUGGUAGGAAACACCAAAAUCCCCGCGCACGUGGACGUCCCUCUCCAUCAAUCUCCCGUCGUGCUCCAACUGCCAGAUUUCCAAGACUAUCCCGUCACGCAUGAGAACGGGUUUCCGGUCAUGGUCUUCUCCCACGGAAUGGCCAGCUCCCGGACCCAGUAUACUCAGUACGUGGGGGAGUUGGCGAGUCGUGGAAUUGUUGUUGCGGCCAUCGAGCAUCGCGAUGGCAGUGGACCGGGUACGAUGAUCAUGAAGCAUGGCGCGAAGUCUCGGAUUUUGCACCACUUUGAUAUUAGACACUUGAAGGGUAACUCUCAGCUGGACAGUGACACGUUCAAACAAGCACAGCUGGAUUUCCGGCAGGCCGAAGUCGAGGAAACCGUUCGAACGCUGGAGCACAUCAAUAACGGUGGAGGCGAUGAGGUUUUUGUGUCAAAUUCCCGGUCUGAAGGCCAGUAUCUGCAUCAGUGGGAAGGACGAUUAGCCCUGAACAACACGACGAUGGGAGGACACUCGUUUGGAGCCACCUUGGCACUCCAGACAUUGAAGCAAGGUCCCUCUAAACUUCUCCCCUUCCAAGGCGCUAUUGCCCUCGAUCCUGGGAAGCAAAGCGGUCGUCUAAACGAUGACGUCCAGGUGCCGGCUUUAAUUAUCCAUUCGAAUUCAUGGUCGAAGAGCCAUUCCAUUUUCUUUGGCAGGCCUCAUUUCGACGUAGUCAAGGAUGUCGUCCAGGGUGUUUUGAGGAGAGGAAAGGAUGCAUGGUUCCUGACAUCCUUGGGCACAUCUCAUCCGUCAGUCACGGACGCACCACUGAUCGAGCCAUUGCUGCUUCGGUGGACAACGGGCUCGACGAUCGACGCACACGAAGGUGUUAAUCAAUAUGUCAAGGUCUCGGAGAAGUUCCUCAGGUACCAGAGCACGGGGACCAUAAGAGGGAUCCUCUCAGAAUGUGUGACGCAUCCAGAGUACAACGUGGAAGACAAGAACAGAACAACUUCUGGCCCGUUGCCGAAGGAGUUCCGCAAAUACUGGCAGAUCCACGUUGCGCCCUGCGGUCCAGACGAAGGGGAAGAAUAG